CAAAUUUUUAUUUAACUAUCGUUAAAUUUUAUUUGAUCAAAAAUCGUGGAUCAAACAGUAUGCAAUAUAAAGCGACCAUCAAGUGAAUCUCAUUCUAAAUGAAUCAAUACAUAUAUUAACUCAAUUGAAAAACAAUGUGCUAACCAUACAAGAUUGUUAAACUAAUAACAAGACAUAUAUGAAUAAUUUCAAACAAUAUUGCUUAAUUACUUUGACUUAACUUAUCUUUAAUUUUAAAAAUUAAUUUUCCUCUACGAUUUCAAUCAUUAUUUUUACAUACACUGAAAAUUAUCUUGGAUAAUUUAAAACAAGGAGCAAAGAAAAUAUCUAAUGUUUCACCUUCGAAACCUUUGAGUUUAGUAGUACAUGCUAAUAUAAUGGCUUGGAAAAAAAAACUAUUUUGAAUACUCAUGUUGUCGACGAUUUUGUAAAUACGAUCAUUUACAAAGAACACAAUGAGACUGGAUGUAAUCACAAAAAAGAACAAUAUCCUAUGACUAGUAAGUAGAUAAUAACUUAUGCCAAUGAUAUUAGGAUGGAGCGUAUGGAUUUGAGUUUUAAAUCCAUCAUAAAAGUUUUGGAAACAAAAUUAUACACAUUUUUUGUUUCAUUUAUUACAAUUUGUAGAUUUGGGUUCAGAAUUUUUAAUACAUUACAACCCUUUAAUUUUUGCAAAUUAAUUGUUUAACUCUAAUAUUGUUUUUCGCCAGUUCCAGUUUCUUUUCUAAGAAAUUAUAUCUACAUAAUGUGUAUACUGGUUAUGGUUUAGCUAUAUAAUUUCUUCUAGUAGUAAAUUCUUACAAAAUAAAGAUACCCGAUAAUGGACAAUCCAUACUCGAUUAAAUUCACAUUUGUAAACCCAAAUUUAUGUAAAUGUUGGAGCGUAUUAGCAUUUACAGAAAGUUGAGAAUACGUAUAAACAAUGGUUAAAUUCGAUUGGCAGGUUAUUUCUUAACAACAAAAUAACUUAAAACAUUAAUAAUUUAGAAAUAUUCUAUUUUGAUAGUAUUUAGUUUAAACAAUAAGUAUAUUUAUUUUUUCUAAAUUUUCUAAAUAUGUUAGAGAAAACUCAUAUUAACGGUCACAUUUUAUUUAACGUUAAACUGCAUUAAUUAAUUUCUUAUGUUCACUUGAAAAUACGUUUAUGUUUGUGUUUGAGUGUUUAAUCUCUUAUAAAUAUGAGACAAAAUUUCAUUCUAAAAUACCAGAUACAAACAUUUUAAUAUAUUAUAUUAAUAACAUUUGCGACUUAUUUCGAAAACAUUGGCACAAUGGCUCACACUUCUUCCCGAACUACUAUCGUAUUCAUUGUUGUUGCUUUAAUUUGUGCGUUCGUUCCUGCAUUCUCUGUUGAAGAAGCUGAAGCAAAAUCACUAUGGGAUACCUGUCUUCUUAAAAUCAGUCCAAAAUGUGCGUUGGAUAUAAUUGGUGUUGUCUUUGAAAAUUUAACCAUCACUGAUGCAUGUUGUCAUGAUCUUGUACAAGAAGGAAAAAUGUGUCACGAUACUCUUAUCAAAUAUAUUGCUGAGAAGCCGCAUUUAGUUGCCCACGAAACAGAGUAUUUGAAGAAAAGUGAUGAUUUGUGGACUCAUUGUGUCUCAGUUUUGCAAACUGCCUAAAAAUAUGUUAUGCUUGUAUUGAUCUACAA
This is a messenger RNA of Brassica rapa (field mustard), 1648 nucleotides long. RefSeq lists its product as uncharacterized. The record is from RefSeq and is a predicted model, not a curated record. Lineage: Eukaryota; Viridiplantae; Streptophyta; Magnoliopsida; Brassicales; Brassicaceae.